AUGCAGACCGCUGACUCUCAGACCGGCGUUUCGCAUGUUCAGCAUCAUCCAGAGUUCUAUCUUGCAGAUGGAAAUAUCACCUUUCUCGUUGAAGAUACAUUCUUUCGCGUUCACAGGUCCUUCUUCGAGCGCGAAUCUGAGGUUUUCAUCCGGGAACUUGCACAAGUUCCCCAGGAUGGAAUAUCUGAUGACAGCGCGUUUCAGGUCGAAGACGUGACUAGUGAUGACUUCGCGACAUUCCUCUGGGUCUGGUACAGUCCGAAGUACAGACUGGACAGGAAAUCGUCAGAUAACUGGCUCGUCAUACUCGAGCUCUCUACGAGGUGGCAAUUUCUUGAGAUGAGGGAGCUGGCUAUUGAUCAGCUCCAGAAUCUCAAGAUGGACCCCGUAGAAAAGAUCGCGAUCUACAACAAGUAUGAGAUCGAUAGAUCGCUGCUUUUGCCUGAAUACAAGCACCUUUGCACGCGCGAGGGUCAGAUGUCGAUCGAGGAGGGUGAGACGGUCGGGUUAUUCACUGUCCUCGCUAUACAUCAGGCUCGUGAGCGUGCAAUGAAUAGUGUAGUGGCAAAAGAGUGUCGCAGCCCGACUCUUGCUGAUGUCGAUGAUGAGAAACUGGAAGAGAUAUUGAAGGAUAUCUUCAAUCUCAACCAGGAUUCUACUACCGCAUCACGACGUGGCGCAGAUAUUCAUGCGCCCUCAGGAGACACUGACAGCCAGGGUGUUCAGGCGCAGGGGCAAUCGAACGCACCCCCUAUCAUUGGCACUCCACUGCCCAAUGCAAGCAGAACCACGAACAGGCCGUUUGGGACAGGUUGGGUAAGUUGGGUCUUCCACCAGGGAGAAGGAAUCAUUUGA
Messenger RNA from Suillus fuscotomentosus, 855 nucleotides. RefSeq lists its product as uncharacterized. The transcript has 3 exons. Bases 1 to 855 code for a protein of 284 amino acids. Gene Ontology annotation, molecular function: protein binding. The record is from RefSeq and is a predicted model, not a curated record. NCBI's taxonomy places the organism in Eukaryota, Fungi, Basidiomycota, Agaricomycetes, Boletales, Suillaceae.